Molecule: messenger RNA, 595 nt
Organism: Pyrgilauda ruficollis (rufous-necked snowfinch)
Lineage: Eukaryota; Metazoa; Chordata; Aves; Passeriformes; Passeridae
Product: vasopressin V2 receptor-like
Exons: 2
Biological process (GO): G protein-coupled receptor signaling pathway; positive regulation of vasoconstriction; regulation of systemic arterial blood pressure by vasopressin
Cellular component (GO): membrane
Molecular function (GO): vasopressin receptor activity; peptide binding
Source: RefSeq, a predicted model, not a curated record
CAGCAGGGACGGGGCACGGGGACGCAGGGACACCUGGGAUGGCACGUGGGAACCUGCUGGGACGCGCUGGCCACGGCGUGGGCGCUGGCGCUGCUCUUCGGGCUGCCCCAGGUCGGCAUCUUCGGGCAGCGCGAGGUGGCCCCGGGCGAGAGCGACUGCUGGGCCACCUUCGCGCAGCCCUGGGGCGCCCGCGCCUAUGUCACCUGGGUGGCGCUGGCCGUGCUGGUGGCACCCGCCGUGCUGCUGGGGGUGCUGCUGGUGGCCGUGGCCCGCGCGCUCCGGGGGUCCCCCGGGGGUCCCGGGGGGCUCGGGCGGGCCCGGGCCAAGAGCCACCGCAUGGCCGUGGUGGUGCUGGGCGUGUUCGUGCUCUGCUGGAGCCCCUUCUUCUGCGCACAGCUCUGGGCCGUGUGGGACCCCCGAGCGCCCCGGGAAGGGCCCGCGUUCACCAUCCUGAUGCUCCUGGCCAGCCUGACCAGCUGCACCAACCCCUGGAUCUCGGCCGCCUUCAGCGCCAGCCUGGCCCGGGCCAUGGCGCGGCUGCUGUGCCCCUGCCGCCGCCGCGGGGACACCGGGGACACCGGGGGACAUCACUGAC